AUGAAGAAACAAGCUCUAUUAUCUCAGAAUACAUUGUCGUAUCAAACGACUAAUGGAGUUCUACUAAGUAUUGAUGAUUAUCAUCAAGUGGCAAAAAAAAAAUUGCCAAAAAUGGUGUAUGAUUAUUAUCGAAGCGGUGCAGAUGAUGAAAUAACGCUGAAUGAAAAUGAAAAUGCUUAUAGACGAAUAAAAUUGAAACCGUCGGUAUUCGUUGAUGUUUCCAUCCAUGAAACAGAUGAAAAUAGUUGUAAAACACAUGUUCUUCAUGGAAAAUCUGAAAUUUCAUUUCCUGUUAUUAUUGCUCCUACGGCCAUGCAGCGAAUGGCAACUGAUCUUGGUGAGAAAGCCACAGCACGAGCCGCUGUCAGAGCGAAUACAAUAAUGAUUCUUAGCACAUUAGCAACAACAAAACUUGAAGAUGUAGCAAUUGAGCAUAAGAAAGCAUUGACUGAACAUCCCGGUAGUAUUUCACAAUUGUGGUAUCAAUUAUACAUACUAAAAGAUCGUGAAUUUACAAAAAAUUUGGUACAACGCGCUGAACAAUCAGGAUAUAAAGCUAUCGUAGUUACUGUUGAUGCUCCUCGUUUGGGUAAUCGAGAAGCCGAUCGUCGAAAUACAUUUCGUUUACCUGAAAAUAUGCAAAUGGAAAAUUUACUUGAUCCAUUGAAAGAAGUGAAAAAUACCGACACUAAAGUAUCAGCUCUUAACGAUUAUUUUGUUCGACAAGUGGACGCCUCUUUAACUUGGAAAGAUAUUACCUGGUUACGAAGCAUUACUAAAUUACCAAUUAUUGUGAAAGGUAUAAUAAAGAAAGAAGAUGCAUUAUUAGCGAUCAGAGCAAAUGUUGAUGGAAUUGUUGUAUCAAAUCAUGGAGCUCGUCAACUCGAUACAACCAUUAGUACAAUAGAAUCAUUACCUGAAAUUGUUCAGGCUGUUCGAUCUAUUGAUAAAAAUAUUGAAAUCUAUAUUGAUGGUGGUAUUAGGCGUGGAACAGAUGUUUUAAAAGCUCUUGCAUUUGGUGCAAAUGCUGUAUUUGUUGGUAGACCAAUUAUUUGGGGUUUGACUGUCAAUGGUGAAGAAGGUGUAUUGAACGUAUUGAAUAUAUUAAAAAAAGAAUUUAAAUUAGCCAUGAUGUUAUGUGGUUGUCCUACAUUAGAUGACGUAAAUGAAAGUAUCUUGGCUAUUAAUAAUAAACAUACAAUCUCUAAAUUAUAA
This is a messenger RNA of Didymodactylos carnosus, 1215 nucleotides long. The record is from the annotation of a GenBank genome assembly. NCBI's taxonomy places the organism in Eukaryota, Metazoa, Rotifera, Eurotatoria, Philodinida, Philodinidae.